Purpureocillium lilacinum is the source of this 1044-nucleotide messenger RNA. RefSeq lists its product as uncharacterized. Lineage: Eukaryota; Fungi; Ascomycota; Sordariomycetes; Hypocreales; Ophiocordycipitaceae. The record is from RefSeq and is a predicted model, not a curated record.
AUGAGGCUCGCAAUCAUCAUUAUGAGUCUAAUCACUCGUGGAUAUGCGGUUUUGUCCACCAUUGAAGGGGAGCUGCAGAGCUUGCACAACCGAGACAUCUACGACAAUGAGAUUGAAGACGAGCCGGUGUAUUGCAAUCCGAAACAGAAGAUGCUCCCGUGCAAUGGCCAUCCGGAUUGCAAAGAGUCCACCCCCGACUACGUCAAUAUCUGGGCCAAAUACCUCAAGCACGGCGGCUCAAUGUCUUGCGAGGAGACCUACCAGAACCCGUGGCUCAAGUUUCCAUGGAAAUGGGGGACACUUGCUCACAACUCGGAUGCGUGUCGGCGAGACCCCCAGUACGAUACUUGUGGGACAGAUCUUUACUGCAAGGGCUUUGGGCAAAACGGCCAGUUCGUCUCACAGCGGACUCCCAGGUUCCGGUCGCGAGAGCAGUGCCUCCGCGCCCAUGAAGCAGCUCCCGCAAAACUGCCCUGGGAAGACGGCUACGGUCGGCCCGACUCAAUUCAGUGUCGUGAGAAUCCGAUUGAGAAACAAUGCGGGUCCCUCAUCUAUUGUGCCGCUUUUGACGCCGCCGCUGGACAAGGCGGGAGGCGGUUCACGGACUACCAAACAUCCGACGAAUGCCUCAACGCCCGCGAGAAGAGUCCACAUGCCAAGGAAAUCGAGCCGAAACGCAAAUGGGAAGAUGGCACUCCCGCAGGGCGGAGGGCUUGUGGGAUAUCCGCAUUCACUGCCGAGGAGUGUGGCACAGCGCGGUAUUGUCACCUGUUCCCUACGACGCUCCCCGGGAUCGAUGACGACUUUGCAGCAACCGACGAAUGCGAGGCUGCCUUCGCUCCGAAGACUCUCGAAUCGACCCUCGACUUCAACACUUACAAUUUCCUGCAAUGCAUCGUGAACAAAGAAGGCAAGCAAUGUGGUACUCAGAUUUACUGCGACAUGGUUGGAACGGGUGAGGUGCAAGACGAUAUAUGGAAGACCAAUGAGGAGUGCUUGCGUGGUCAUCCAGAUCUAAAGGCGAAUGGCUCGACCGACAAGUGA